CUUUGGCGUUGUGUUUUGAGUCAUGUUAUGGUGUCGUCAGGGUGAAGUUAUUGUUGUGUUCUUGUCCAGUCGUACUCGAAAGAUUUUUUAAGUGGUAUUUACUAACAAAUAAGAUGAACAUCCUGGAAUCAAUAGCCUAUCAUUUAGGUGCCCCGGAACCAGCGUUAAGGCUGGUUAUAUCGUUACUUGCAGGGUACCCAGUAGCUGCCUUUUAUCACCAUUAUGUUCGCAGUAUGUCUGAGACUCUGCGGCACGUAUUCUUUGUUGUCGUCGGAUUAAUUAUUGCAUAUUUCAAUUAUGGUGAGGAUGUCAUGCAUUCUAUGAUGGCCGUCUUCGGAACUUAUAUUUUCCUGCAGAUCUUUGGUGCAUCCAAGGAAUCUGUGUGCAGUAUUUUUACGUUUACUAUGCUGUAUCUUCUUGCAGGGUACUAUUUGACUGGAACAGAAACGUAUGAUAUUAAAUGGACAAUGGCUCAGUGUGUCCUAACAUUAAGAUUGAUUGGCUUGGUCUUCGAUAUUUAUGAUGGGGCCAAGCCUGAUGAGCUCGUGCCAAAGAAUCAGAGGGAGACUGCACUACAACAUGUGCCAUCACUCCUGGAAAUUGCAGCACAUGCCUACUUCCCAGGGAGUUUCCUUGUUGGACCACAGUUUCCAAUGAGGAGAUAUUUGAAUUUUGUGAAAGGGAAGUAUGAUCAGGAGACCGGAGAUUUAUCAAGCUGCUGGGCUGCGGGGCGUAAGAGAUGUGCUCUCGGAUUUUUGUAUCUUGCAAUCUAUCAGCUUGGCUCUACAUACCUGCCAGAUAGCUAUCUGAUGAGUCAGACAUUUCUUGGUCACACAUUUUGGAAGAAAUGUGUAAUCAUUGGAAUAUGGGGAAAAAUACUGCUUUGUAAAUAUAUCUGCUGUUGGUUGAUAUCAGAAGGUGUCUGCAUUUCAUUCGGACUGACUUUCAAUGGUAAAACUCCAGAAGGUAUAAUAAAAUGGGAUGGAUGUCAAAAUGUUAGCUUGAAUGUGUAUGAAAAUGCAACUAAAUUCGGUGAUUUCAUAGCCUCUUUCAACAUUAACACAAAUUUAUGGGUUGGAACGUACAUAUUUAGGCGCCUGAAGUUCCUUGGCAGCCGUGCAAUUUCUUACGCCGUAACGCUUACAUUCCUAGCUGUUUGGCAUGGUUUGCACUCAGGAUAUUAUGCCUGCUUCUUUAUGGAAUUUGUCAUCAUGCAGUUUGAAAGAGAAGUGACAAGUUUGCUUCGGCGACAUGAAAAAGUAAAAACGGUACUUCUGUCACCGACAGUGUAUCCCUUUGUGUGGGUUAUACUUAAAUUAUAUACAUCCGUUUUUAUGGGUUACUCCUUAGUGCCAUUCGCCCUACUUUCAUUUGGUCGGUGGUUUGAUGUGUACACAUCUCUAUAUUUUUGUGGUCAUAUUGGCUUCCUUUCAUUGAUACUUCUGUGCAGGCUUCUACAGUUGAUACACAUUUAGCACAGGUAAUGGGUUCAGUAACCACUAAAAUGUGGUGUAAUAUUGUGUUUAUGCGGAUAAACAUGAUGGCCUUAAAGUGUGCUCAUUAAUGUAUAAGGUGAAGGAAUGAAGAAAGAUGCCUAGUCGUUGUUAUUGAUGGUUCGGAGAAGAGAAAUGGAACGAAGAAAGAUAAUUCAAAGACUUUGUGCAGACAGCUAAAACAAACUUUUUAAAUUUAUCUUUAUUGUGGCUGCUAGUGUUACUAUUAAUAUCAUUAUUUUUAUUGUUGUGUCUGGGGUCUACGGAAAUCCAACUUUUUUUUCUGACAAGGUGCUAAUUAAGGGGGAAUAUAAGCUUUAACAUUUCUUUUCUCCUAAAAUUGUACCCAUCUCUCUCUCUGUCUCUCUCUCGCUCUCUCUCUCUCUCUGUCUCUCUCUCUCAUCUCAUGUGAUUUAAGCAGCUACAUAACAGUAUUACAUUGUGGCUAUUCAUCAAAGUAUAAAAGGUUUAUGAUUUGUUGUAAUUUUUAUUGUUGCUGUUGUACUGCUACUACUAAUGUAUCACAUCUUGUGUUUUAUCUUGUUAUUUUUCGUGACAAAUUACCUCAAAUAUAAAGGAGAAGUCGUACUUACAAAUCAAGACAUAAAACAUUAAUAUAGUUUUCAUUCUCAUUUAACUUGGUUGGUGACGCAUAUUUUUAAUGCUCAGUGUCAGAUGUGUGGAAUCAGUGUCAGUGUAGUUGUGUACUCAAUUUUUGUGCCCUUUUCUUGGAUACGAUAAACAGUUGCUUCAUAACAAAUUAACCUUGCGAAGAACAAUACACAAAUGUGUGAGAAUAUGGCUCUGUUGUCAUAAAUUUUCAUGUAGUAAUUAUCAGUUGUGCUCCCAAGAUUUACUGGAAGUGUGAAAAAUAUUGAGCUUACUGCUUGUGAUAUAUUAGAGUCAACAGUCCACUUUACAUGGUGCUGCCUGCACGAUAAUGACCUGACUACUUUUGCUGCAUCUUUACAUUUCUUUUACUCAGAUUCUGAAAUUUCUGUACACUGAGUGAAAAUAUGCUUGUGAAUCAAUAGAAACGCACAUCACUGUGUUAAGCACUGAAAGGAUUGUGUAACUUCAAAUCAUGAAGAGAUGAUAUAUUGUUUGUAAAUUACAAAUAUGUGUGGAAGUAGUUAUUUUCUGAAUGAAUAUGUUUUCUGUAUUUGUACUGCUUUGUUUCCUUAGUAAACUACAAAAGCAUGUACUCACAAUUUAAUGAGUAAUUGUCCUUUUUUUCCCCCCUUCUAAAUUCUCCUGAAUACUUAAAUUGUGGGCUUAAAACCCAUUA
Schistocerca serialis cubense is the source of this 2781-nucleotide messenger RNA. It is a transcript of the gene nes, whose product is annotated as lysophospholipid acyltransferase 5. The record is from RefSeq and is a predicted model, not a curated record. The transcript has 11 exons. Gene Ontology annotation, biological process: phosphatidylcholine biosynthetic process; lipid modification. Gene Ontology annotation, cellular component: membrane. NCBI's taxonomy places the organism in Eukaryota, Metazoa, Arthropoda, Insecta, Orthoptera, Acrididae. The coding region runs from base 114 to 1475 and encodes 453 amino acids. Gene Ontology annotation, molecular function: lysophospholipid acyltransferase activity; 1-acylglycerophosphocholine O-acyltransferase activity.